Messenger RNA from Phycomyces blakesleeanus NRRL 1555(-), 252 nucleotides. RefSeq lists its product as hypothetical. The transcript is spliced from 2 exons. Bases 1 to 252 code for a protein of 83 amino acids. NCBI's taxonomy places the organism in Eukaryota, Fungi, Mucoromycota, Mucoromycetes, Mucorales, Phycomycetaceae. The record is from RefSeq and is a predicted model, not a curated record.
AUGAUCAACAAGAACUGUGCAAACUUGGAACGCGCCACCUUUAAGGCUACCGUUGCUGACUUAACCAGAAAGUUGGAAAAACUGGCCACUGACUACCAGUCAGUAAUGGAAAAGCUUAAUAGCUUACUUGCCAAGCACGACGCCAGCACUACCAGAGCAACCUUUGCACCCACUGGUAAAGACUUGCUGAUAGCAUCUAAGCAUGCUCCAAAAACCCUGAUGAAUGAUGACAGCAGCAACAAUUGCAUCUGA